AUGGAUCCAAUUUAUUCAAGUUCACCAUCCAGUGUCGACAAACCUUUUGCAAAAGAUGAAAAAGAUAAAGGCACCAAUUUAAGAUAUUAUCGAACCGGAGAGGCAACUCUCCUUUUGGUAAAAGUAUUAACGGAAGCCAUAUCGAGGCCAUCCAACCGCCCUCUCUUACAGGAGUGGAUAGAUUUGAUCGAAGUCUCAUUGCCAUAUUUUCGACAAUCCUUCAAUACAAUUUUGACACCAUUGAUUCAAUGCAUCUGUGAUCAAUUGAGUCGAUGGAAAUCAGAAGCGAAUUAUCAUUACAUUAUGAUGGCUAAUCACAAUGAAUCAAAUGUAUCGAAUUCCAAAUCGAAUGUUGUGGAUCCGGCAAUGUCUGAUUGGGAUAUUGUCACAUUGUUAAAUGGUUUUGAAGAGAUCGUGAAAGAUUGUCUGAAUAAGCAUUCCAACGAUGACGCUGAUGCCAUUCAAUAUGGGAUUUCAAAAGGUUACGAUACGACGCUUGGACUUCCAGCACUGACAGGUUAUGUCACCGGUGUGUUUUCAAUGGAUACAGGCGUCUACGAAACUUCAGCGCCCGAACAAAAACCUCGUGAUUAUAUGAUGUACACAGUUUUUCCAAAUAUAGUUGCUAUUGUAUUAGAUAUUUGGACCAUAUUUAAAAACGUAUUUUCUCCAAAUAAUGAUCAAAGAAUUGGUGUGGACCCGUUCGUCAUAUCGCUUGAGCAUACUGGAAAAAGGAUAAAAGAGCGGAUCAAGAUUUUAUUGGAAGAGCUAUUUAAGAGAGCACACGCUGAACUCAUUGAAGCAUUUGUGGAACUUUGGUACAUAGAAAAUCCAGAUAUCACCGCAAUAGUUUCUGAGGUAGUCCUAAAAGAUGUCGAUAGCACUGUCAUAGAGGUGCUGAAAUCCAUACCUGGUUCUUCUCCACAAAAGGUCAUCAACACUCUUCUAAUAAGCGCACGUAAUCGAUCUGCAAGCUCACAAUCACAAAAAAAUAAAAAAUCCGUGGUGAAAUCCAACAAGCUGACGGAUGUUUUAAUCCUACGAUUCUUGGAGGUGUAUGCCGACUCUCUAGACAAAAUAGAUCCCUUGAUUGAAGUAUGGCCACAAUGCAUGUCAUAUAUAAAGGAUUUCGCGCAUGCGUCAGUUUACAAGAAUUUAUUCCCAUCCAUUUUAAGGUUCAUGCAUGGAUUAGCCGAUAGGCUGUGCUUGACUUCAUAUUUCGAAGAUAAGAAAGUGCGGAAAGAAAUGCAGGACGCUUAUCAACGCGUUUUGGACUAUUGUAUUCUAAUCUCUGGGCGUUCAUAUGAUCAAGGAUUAUGGCUUCGAAGGACACUUCCCCAAGAUGGAGAUGAUGAUAAAGUCAGCGUUAAUGAAACAGAUGAAAAGGAAGCAGAAUCAGGACGAUUGAUUAGUAACAUGCCUGAAGAAAAAAAGAUGGCAUGGAAAUCGAAGGAAUCUCUCUUGAUCGAGCAGAUUAACAUAUACCUUGCCGAAGUUGUAAUACCAGACAUAAGGCGAAUACUUGUGGAUCAAGACCGGAUUAUUGCCAUCGUAACGAAUCUUAUGUAUUAUAUCGUUGCGCCAGCGUUAAAAAAUCGUCCAAAUUCACGCGCGAAUUCUGUAAUACUCAACCUUCUUCACGAGAUUUCCAAAAUACCUUUCGUAUACCGGGUAUGGCGCAAGGAAGCAUGGGAUGUCUUUACCGAUAAUCGAUUCUUUAACAUGAAUCCCUCGGCUGCAAAAAAAUGGUAUGACAUAAUGCAAACAAUCAUGACUUCGGAAAAAGAGAGGUUUGGAGAAGUGUUGACUCGUAUAACUACCACAACUGCAAACGCUUUGUUUGUUAAUAAAGAACAAGAAUCCCUGAACCGUUCCCUGAAUCUCCGGAGACUUUCUUUUAUAAUAUUUUGCGGCAAAUUGGAUCAGUAUCUAAAACAAUUGCCUAGCGUAGCCGAAAAAUUGGUCGAAUUAUUCAAGCUAGGUUUUACCGAAUCAGUGCAUGCUGAGAUAUACCUGUGCCUGCGAGUACUGAUGUGUCGUGUUUCCAAUCAACAUCUAACAAAUUUUUGGCCUGGUAUUCUCACCGAGUUGCUUUGUCUAUACGGAUCCAUUCUCCAAAAGGAAAACAACAAAAAUUUGGCUGGACCGGAAGUUGCCAACUCAUUCUUAUCAGCGUGCAAAUUCUUGGAUUUAUUAUUC
Messenger RNA from Acaulospora morrowiae, 2199 nucleotides. NCBI's taxonomy places the organism in Eukaryota, Fungi, Glomeromycota, Glomeromycetes, Diversisporales, Acaulosporaceae. The record is from the annotation of a GenBank genome assembly.